Cottoperca gobio is the source of this 2093-nucleotide messenger RNA. RefSeq names its product choline/ethanolamine phosphotransferase 1b (gene cept1b). Gene Ontology annotation, cellular component: Golgi apparatus; endoplasmic reticulum membrane. Lineage: Eukaryota; Metazoa; Chordata; Actinopteri; Perciformes; Bovichtidae. Gene Ontology annotation, molecular function: diacylglycerol cholinephosphotransferase activity; ethanolaminephosphotransferase activity. Gene Ontology annotation, biological process: phosphatidylethanolamine biosynthetic process. The transcript has 10 exons. Bases 294 to 1577 code for a protein of 427 amino acids. The record is from RefSeq and is a predicted model, not a curated record.
GUGAUGGCUAACGUGAUCUGACGUGAACUAGCUUGCUGUCACAACUACAGUGACACCGGUACUGGUGAUCCACCUCCAGCUGCAAAACGUCCCUCCGGUGGUCUACGUCUUAUAGAGAGAAACUCUCAAACUAACCACCCACAGAGGGGUCCUGUCUGCCGGCUUGAAGCGCACUCACCGCCCCCCGGACUGUCCGCGGCUCUCGUCCUUUAAUCGGCCAGCCCCUCCAGCAGGACAGUGGCAGAGGCAGAGCCAGAGCCAUCAGGGACCAGACCAGCAGGCAGCAGGGCUCCAUGAGCGUGACGGGGCAGCAGCAGCAAGGGGGGGGCCUGCGUUCUCGCCGAAGCCUUGGCCGGGACAAGGACCCUGGGCAGGGCAUGGGCAUGGAGGCGGCCUGCUGGCUGGCCCCCGGAGUGCUGCGCAGGCUGAUCGAGCUGCCCUCACCCCCCCUGUCCCGACACCAGCUCAAGAGACUGGAGGAGCACAGGUACAGCAGUGCUGGACGCUCCCUGCUGGAGCCUCUGAUGCAGCGUUACUGGGAAUGGUUGGUGGGACGAGUCCCUUCCUGGAUUGCCCCCAACCUCAUCACCAUCAUCGGUCUGGCCACCAACGUCUUCACCACCCUCGUGCUCAUCUACUACUGCCCGACUGCCACUGAACAGGCUCCUCUCUGGGCGUACCUGCUCUGUGCUGUUGGUCUGUUUAUCUACCAGUCAUUGGACGCCAUUGACGGGAAGCAGGCCAGACGCACCAACAGCAGCUCUCCGCUGGGCGAGCUGUUUGACCACGGCUGUGACUCCCUCUCCACGGUGUUUGUGGUGUUAGGAACCAGCAUAGCAGUGCAGAUGGGCACCAACCCGGACUGGAUGUUCUUCUGCUGCUUCGCCGGGAUGUUUAUGUUCUACUGUGCCCAUUGGCAAACAUACGUGUCAGGAACGCUGCGCUUCGGCAUCAUCGAUGUGACUGAGGUGCAACUCUUCAUAAUAAUCAUGUAUUUGCUGGCCGCCGUGGGAGGAUCUGCUUUUUGGCAGUCUCUGAUUCCGAUCCUAAAUAUCCAGAUGAAAAUGGUUCCUGCCAUCUGCACUUUUUUAGGAGCCAUCUUCUCCUGCACCAAUUACUUCAGAGUCAUUUUUACGGGCGGUGUGGGCAAAAACGGAUCCACAAUAGCAGGAACCAGCGUCCUGUCUCCCGUCUUGCAUAUUGGUUCAGUUAUAAUUUUGGCGAUGAUGAUAUACAAGAAGUCUGCUGUCCAGCUCUUCGAGAAGCAUCCGUGUCUUUAUAUCCUGGCGUUCGGCUUCGUCUCAGCCAAAAUCACCAAUAAAUUAGUUGUCGCACAUAUGACAAAAAGUGAGAUGCAUCUCCACGAUUUAGCCUUCCUGGGACCAGGACUACUGUUCCUGGAUCAGUAUUUCAAUAGUUUUAUUGACGAGUACCUGGUGCUGUGGAUUGCAUUGAUCAUUUCAUUCUUUGACUUGGUGCGUUACUGUGUCAGUGUUUGCAACCAGAUUGCCUGCCAUCUUCACAUUUUUGUUUUCAAAAUCAAGCCUUGUUCAGUGCUCAGUUCAGCUCCUCACUGAGGACACGCCGGCCAUUACUGACUCUGUCCCUUCCUGUUAGUCGCGCUCAUCUUUUCUUCCCUCUGUUGUCCACGUAGAGAUGCAGAGGAUGACGUGGUGUAAAAGUAUGUGCUUCUGCCAACUGAAUGUGAGGACAAAUAAUAUAUAUUAAGAUACUGGAGUAUUACUGUCUUUGUUUCUUUUUCACCAGAGCAGAAUUAGAAUUUGUACCAGUUUGAUCUUCUGCCGCAGUAAUAACGAUUCUCCUUCUGACGAACUCAUGAGCGGAUGUUUCAGGAGCGUACAGGUGCUACUCAGUAUGUUCGAGGAGAGAAACUUCAAUGUUUUAACUGUAAGUGUGCAAAGAAAUGUAUAGGAAAUGAAUCAAACUCUUUGCUUUUCAUAAUUAUAAUUUUUGUAACAUUUGCAUAACUUUACCUUUUUGCUAUUGUAAAUACCAAACUGUUACAGUGUCUGUGCGUUUCUCUUGAGUUCCUGCUUUGACACAUUUAUAAAGCUUCAUGUAUGAUUUUAAAA